GCAAAGCAAGGGUUUAGGCCUUAUUGGGUCUCCAUAUAUAAGAUGCUGGCGCCCUUAAACCUCCGAAUCCCGCCGGCGCCUCCUCUUUCAUUUCUGUCAUUCAAUCGCCAACCUCACUUCCGCUGCGCCUGUUCUCCUUCCAUUUUUGCUUCCGCCGAAUGUCCUGUUACGUUGCAUUAAGGAAGGUGUUAAAAUGGAACAGGAUCUCUCCAAUUCUCUUCAAAAUUCAUUGAAGCUGACGUCUAGUAGUCCUGCUUUCGCAACAAGGAUGCAGUCAGGAUCACCCAUGGUAACUGACGAGGAAUUUACUGGCAAUGUGAAGGCACAGUUGGCAAAACUGUUUGGGUUAUCGCUUAAGCUGACUGCUCCUGAAGAGCCAGAUGUAGAGCCUCUUGUAGCUGCUUGCACUGCCAAAUUUGGUGAUUACCAAUGUAACAAUGCGAUGAGCUUGUGGGCCAAAAUUAAGGGGAAACGAACACAGUUUCGGGGGCCUCCUGCAGUAGGAGAGGCAAUUAAGAACAAUCUUCCUCCAUCUGAGAUGAUAGAAUCUUGCUCCAUUGCAGGACCUGGAUUUGUAAAUGUUGUAUUAUCAAAGAAUUGGAUGGCUAAGAGCAUUCAAAAGAUGCUUAUUGAUGGUAUUGACUCAUGGGCACCAAAGCUUUCGAUCAAAAGGGCUGUGGUUGACUUUUCCUCUCCAAAUAUUGCAAAAGAAAUGCAUGUUGGCCACUUAAGGUCUACUAUUAUUGGUGAUUCACUUGCUCGCAUGCUUGAAUUUUCGAAGGUUGAGGUGCUUCGACGGAACCAUGUUGGUGAUUGGGGGACACAGUUUGGUAUGCUGAUUGAGUUCCUCUUUGAAAAGUUUCCUAACUAUGAAGAUGUCAAUGAAAAAGCUAUUGGGGAUCUGCAGGCAUUCUAUAAAGAAUCAAAGCAGAGAUUUGAUGCUGAUCCUGACUUUAAGGAGAGGGCCCAAAGGGCAGUGGUUCGCCUUCAGGGUGGGGAAGACAGGUAUCGCAGGGCAUGGGCACAGAUAUGUGAAAUUAGCCGGAAUGAGUUUCAAAGGGUUUAUCAACGGCUUGGAGUUCACCUAGAAGAAAAGGGAGAAAGCUUUUAUAAUCCAUACAUUCCUGGGGUGCUUAAGGCUUUAACUGAACAAGGACUAGUUGAAGAGAGUCAGGGUUGCCAGGUCAUUUUUAUUGACGGUUUUAAUAUUCCUCUUAUUGUUGUGAAGAGUGAUGGUGGUUACAACUAUGCAUCAACUGAUAUGACUGCUAUUUGGUACCGAUUAAAUGAAGAGAGAGCUGAGUGGAUUAUAUAUGUUACUGACGUUGGGCAGCAGCAGCAUUUUGCUAUGGUGUUCAAAGCUGCCCAACGUGCAGGUUGGCUACCAGUUGUGGAUCGCUCAUACCCUAAAGCUAGUCAUGUUGGUUUUGGCCUUGUUCUUGGAGACGAUGGCAAGCGCUUUAGGACUCGAAGCUCUGAAGUAGUUCGAUUAGUUGAUUUACUCGAUGAAGCCAAAGCUCGCAGUAAAAAGGAACUUAUUGACCGUGGUAAGGGUCAGGAAUGGACUGAGGAGGAUAUUGAGCAAACUGCUGAGGCAGUUGGUUAUGGUGCUGUCAAAUACGCCGACUUGAAGAAUAACAGAUUGACCAAUUACACAUUUAAUUAUGAUCAGAUGCUCAAUGAUAAGGGCAACACUGCUGUUUAUUUACUUUAUGCUCAUGCUCGAAUCUGCUCAAUCAUCAGGAAAUCUGGUAAAGACAUUGAAGAAUUGAAGAAAACGGGGACACUGGUAUUGGACCAUGUUGAUGAGCGUGUCUUGGGGCUUCAUUUGCUGCAAUUUGCUGAGGUUGUUGAGGAGGCCUGCAUGAAUUUAUUGCCAAAUGUCUUGUGCGAAUACCUCUAUAAUCUAUCAGAAAAAUUCUCAACAUUUUAUCAACAAUGCAAGGUUGUUGGAUCAGAAGAAGAAACAAGUAGACUCUUAUUGUGUGAAGCAACAGCUGUUGUUAUGCGGAAGUGCUUUUAUCUCCUUGGAAUCACACCCAUUUACAAGAUAUGAAAUCUGUAACCCCUACACCUUUUGGGUUUAUAAAAUAUUUGCUUCCUCCAUAACUUUACCUGUUGUAUACUGAUUGCCAUGUUUGGCUUAAUUCCACACCAUAGUUGUCUGGCAUUUGAACUUAAUGGAAAAUCUAUUGUCUUUACCUUUUUCAUUUUUCUUUUUCUCUUUUUUUUUUUAAUUGAAUAAAGUAGAAAUUUCUUA
Rubroshorea leprosula is the source of this 2260-nucleotide messenger RNA. Lineage: Eukaryota; Viridiplantae; Streptophyta; Magnoliopsida; Malvales; Dipterocarpaceae. The record is from the annotation of a GenBank genome assembly.